Molecule: messenger RNA, 1524 nt
Organism: Penicillium subrubescens
Lineage: Eukaryota; Fungi; Ascomycota; Eurotiomycetes; Eurotiales; Aspergillaceae
Product: amino acid permease family protein
Exons: 1
Coding region: 1-1524 (507 amino acids)
Biological process (GO): transmembrane transport; amino acid transport
Cellular component (GO): membrane
Molecular function (GO): transmembrane transporter activity
Source: RefSeq, a predicted model, not a curated record
AUGAAUUUUGAUAACAUUGAGCUAGCUGUCACAAAAUCUGUGGACCAAGAUGCCCUGGAUCUGGUUGCCUUGGGCCAUGAUCAAGUGUUUUCACGCAAAUUUAGCCUCUGGAGCAUGUUGGCUCUUGCUUUUUGCGUCCUAGGGUCCUGGGGGGCAAUAUCCAGCGAUCUUGCGAUCGGAUUUAGCAGCGGGGGUCCUGUCAUUAUUCUGUGGGGUCUCGUGUUGGUGGCGCUUUGCAAUCUUUGCGUGGUCCUUUCUCUAGGAGAACUCUGCAGCAGCAUGCCGACGGCCCUGGGCCAGGCGUACUAUGUGUUUCGUCUUUGUGGCAGCCCGACAGGGCGAUUCCUUUCAUAUAUGUGCGCUUGGAUUAAUGUCUUUGGCUGGUGGACUGCAACCGCGACGCUAGUUGCUUUCAACACCGAUUUCCUCCUAGGGAUGAAACUGAUGUUCGACUCGGAGUGGGAUGGAAUCAAUCAAGGCUGGAUUAGCUUUGUCAUCUAUCUCGGCUUGUCACUUUUGGUGACCGUCGUUAAUGUCGUCGGUUGCCGCAAAGACCCUAUUCUUCCAUGGUUGAAUAAUGUGAUGGGAGUUGGAUUUGCUGCUCUCUUUGUCGUCUUCUCUCUCGCAUUUCUGAUCUCUGUCGCCACAAACACUCACCUAUCCUUCCAAAAUCCAACCUUCGUGUUCGGGACAUGGACGAACCAAACAGGAUGGAAUGAUGCGGUCACCUGGUUUUUGGGCCUUUUGCAGUCAGCUUAUGGCCUAACGGCAUUCGAUUCAGUGAUUCAUAUGGCCGAGGAGAUCCCCGACCCGCGUCGGAAUGUUCCUAAAGCUAUGUACCUCUCGAUCCUCUCCGGAGCAGGAACGAGUUUCGUCUUUAUGGUGAUUUGUCUCUUUUGUCUUCAGGAUGAGACGACCAUCGCAGAUCAUCCAUCCGGCCUACCUUUCAUUGGACUGGCUCAACAGAUUCUCGGCCUGCAAGGAGCGGCGGCUCUCGUUGCAUUAUUCACUAUUAUCUCUAUUGGCCAAAACGUCAGUGUUGCGACAACCGCCUCCCGCAUGACAUGGGGCUUUGCACGAGAUGGCGGUAUUCCCUGGAGCAGGUAUUUCUCCCACGUGGAUCCUGGCUGGAAAGCUCCAGUGCGAGCGAUAUGGGCCCAGGGUAUUAUCACUGCCCUUAUCGGCGUGUUAUACCUCUUCUCUACCACCGUCCUCCAGGCAAUCGUGAGCGUUAGUAGCAUCGCCUUAAUGAUCUCUUACGGCAUGCCAAUUGCCACCCUUCUCAUUGUCGGACGAGAUAAACUAAAUCCUGGACCAUUUAGACUGGGCAAAUGGGGGACGACACUUAACACUGUUAGCGUUAUAACGUGCACAGUAAUCGCGGUCUUUUUCUUUUUCCCGGGCACACCAAAGCCCAGCGGGAGUGAUAUGAAUUAUGCUAUUGGUGUCUUCGGCGCAAUGAUGCUUGUGUCACAGUUGUUCUGGUUAAUAAAGGGCCGUCACAGUUAUUUUAGGAUUGAAUGA